Molecule: messenger RNA, 3227 nt
Organism: Drosophila serrata
Lineage: Eukaryota; Metazoa; Arthropoda; Insecta; Diptera; Drosophilidae
Gene: RalGPS
Product: Ral GEF with PH domain and SH3 binding motif
Biological process (GO): Ras protein signal transduction
Cellular component (GO): plasma membrane
Molecular function (GO): guanyl-nucleotide exchange factor activity
Source: RefSeq, a predicted model, not a curated record
AGUAGCGUCGGCGUCGCGCGCGGAGCAAAUAUUUGCUGGCUCUUUGCUAUUUUUCCGCAGUUUCUCCGCUCGAAGGAAUAAACAAACAGACGAGACAGAACCAGAAGCAGAAGGCCAAUAAGUGUAAUGAAUAGCAAUUAGCCGAGCGUGGCGUCGCGCGUGUCUUUCCCACUCACUAAUUAACCGAAUUAAGAUGCUUCAGUUGCUGCUCGAAUUUUGAAGAGCCACUUGAAAGACGAAAGUCAGCCGGAGAUUGGCUGCCAUGAUGCGAUACUCGGAAAUCUCACGUGACCUAUCCAUGGAUAAUCUGCGCUACUCAGAGCUAAGCAGAAAACCCACCACGGAUUACAAUGGAUAUACGGGUCAGGCCUAUGCUACGACUCAGUUCAAGCAAAGUUCGCCUCCGCCUGCUCCCACAAUGCAUAAGCAACCAGCGCGACUGGUGGCCAAACAACGAAGUCCCACCAAUGGCAAUGCCCAUACCAUGGCCUGCUUGCGUCAGGAGAAGGCCCAGAAGGAGCAUCAGAUUGAGCCGCCCAUGGCGCAGCAGCAGGCCAGCAAGACUCUGAAUAUUAAGAGCACGCGGCGCAAGAACUCCAUUGGUUGCCUAAAUAGUUUCUCCUCCUCGCCAGAUUCCCCUGGCUGCUACUAUACCAUAGCAGCCUCGGCUGCACCACCGUCCAAGUCACAGAGUUUGCCUCAUACCUCAUCCAUCAAGCAACUGGAUGCGGUGAUCUUGAGCGCGUUACGUGUACCCGCCGAUGUGGCCAAUCAGAUCACCCUCCUGGACUUCCCAGUCUUUGCACUCAUUCAGCCGGACGAGCUAAGCAGCUGUGCCUGGACAAAGAAGGAUAAGCAUGUCAACACACCGAAUAUUGUGGCAUUUACCAAACGAUUUAACCACACGAGCUUUUGGACAGUGCAGGAGAUCCUAAAUGGCGAGCAGCCCAAGCAGAGAGCCGAGAUAAUGACACACUUUAUUAAGGUGGCCAAAAAGCUGCAUGAGCUAAACAAUCUGCACUCGCUGUUCGCCAUUAUUUCGGCCAUGCAAAGCGCCAGCAUUUAUCGCUUAAAGAAAACCUGGGCCUGUCUGUCGAAGAAGGAUCGCCAGUCCUUUGAUCGACUCAGCGAUAUAUUCAGCGACCAGGAUAACUGGGCGAAUCUGCGAUCCUACCUUGGUCUCCGCCUGCCCUGCAUUCCCUAUCUGGGUCUCUUUCUCACCGAUCUGAUCUACAUCGAUCUGGCGCAUCCGCACAAGGGCGGAUUGGAACCGGAGCAGCGUCGCAAUAAGAUGAACAACAUUCUGCGCGUGAUCUCCAACUAUCAGCAGUCGGACUACAAACAUCUGCAGAAGCAUGAAGCCGCGCAAAAGUAUCUUACCUCCAUCAGAUACAUCGAGGAAUUGCAAAACAUAUUCGAGGAAGAUCAGUACAAACGCUCUUUAAAUCUGGAGCCUGCUUCGCCCUCGGGUCCCAGCUCAUCCUCCUGCAGUUCCAAGGAAUCUUUCAACGUGGAAGCUGUUACCCCAGCCCUGGGCUGUUUGAAUCUCUCCCCGGCCAAAACCAUUGGCUCCAUGCGCAUGGCCAGCGGCACCAAGUUCGUGCCCGGCCAUCGGAAGUGCCGGAGUCUGGGCACCAACAUCUUUGGCAAAAUUGCGCCGCAUACUCAUGGCGAUGGAUAUCCGCAACACCUGCUGGAGCUGGAUCCCAGCCAGCAACAGCCACGCCACCACCUGCUGGAUGCCUUGCUAGAGCACAGCGACGCCAUAUCCCAAUCGGAUUUAACUUCGCUGGAGAGUGCCGAGGGCAUUAUGUGCGAUUUCAGUGGCAGCGAUUGCGAUUUAAUGUCUCCAGAGGCAGCAGCCGCCAUGCAGGGAUGUGUUCGUCGAAAAACUGUCCAGAAAGAGGGAAGAAAACCGGCGGGCUCUUGGCAGCGCUACUGGCUGCAGAUCUGGGCCAAUUCGUUGGUGUACUUCCCGCCAAAGUCCUUUAAGGGCAGCGAACGAAGCGAUUUUAAAAGGGAACCCUGCAAGGUGUGUCCCCUGGAUGGAUGGUAUGCCCAUGUCAGCGACAAUACCAAGCACAAGAACACCUUCGAGCUGUGCCACCGAACCCUGGGUACCGUCUAUCGCUUCCGGACGGAUAGUCCACAGAUGACGCACCUCUGGUCGAAUGCCAUCUGCAAGUUGGCCACCAUGCGGGUGCCCAAGCCGCUGCCCGCCAACCUGAUGUCCUUUGAAUGAGCUUGGAAAAGGAAAAACAAACAGAACUCGAAUAUAAAAUAUAUUGUACUCAUCGUAGCAUAGUAUGCCUAAGUUUAGUUAGCUUUAUCCUUGAAACGUGCACAGCCAAAAAGAGAAAAAACCACCCACCAAAACCACUCACUCACUCCCUGAAACGAGGCGACCACAGAACAUUCCCACAAACCACAACGAACGAACAAAAAUUGCAGCCUGCAUCUAAGAGAAUCGAUUUCAAAAUGGUAUUUCAAAAGACUGACACCGAAGGCAAAAACACGAAGGAGGAGAAACAGAGUAAAAGCAGUAGUAAAAGAAGGAAAAGAAGCCACACAAUCACACAACAGACUAAAACAAAAGCAACGCAAGGGAUAUUAUAAUGAUUCCACAAUAUUUAACAGCCCUGGAAGUUUAAUUUUAUAGAAUUUGGGGAAUUAUAUUUCCUCGAAUUCGAAUAAAUGCGUAUAGAUCAGGGCUGUCGUAUCGUUUCUGUGCUGUCUUUAUGUAUUUUGUAUUUGUAAUAUUUAAAAUUAAGUCAAUUAUUUGGACAUUUACUCAACUUUAUUUUGCGCGAAUCGUGCCAUACUAGUACUAAAUUUGUGUUCACACAACGAUUAUUGUAACAAAGAAUCAAAAAUCAAACGAACUUUCUACGCGUAACUAAGGGCUUUAAUCAUAAUGUAUCGCUACAACUAUUCAUGAUUCAUGAUCAACCGUCAGUUAAUCUGUAUAAUCUGCCUUAAGUUGAUGCACUCUAGACAUGUAACACAGCUAUAAAAUACAUAUAAAUCUUAUCCGAUAAGUUGCAUGCGUGAAUUUCUUUAGCAAAACGAAAGUAAUAUUAAUUGUUUUUCUAUUUUUUUUUAUUUUUUUUCUGUUGAGAUGGCCUCGUGAAUUGUUGAACUCCAGAGCUUUGUCACACAUACAGAUUUUUCAUUUGCAGCAGUUUUUACACUAGUUUAAGGCAAGGAAAUGCAACAAAAACAAAUUA